Messenger RNA from Manis pentadactyla (Chinese pangolin), 1881 nucleotides. It is a transcript of the gene CABLES2, whose product is annotated as Cdk5 and Abl enzyme substrate 2. The record is from RefSeq and is a predicted model, not a curated record. Lineage: Eukaryota; Metazoa; Chordata; Mammalia; Pholidota; Manidae. Gene Ontology annotation, biological process: regulation of cell cycle. The transcript is spliced from 11 exons. Bases 27 to 1646 code for a protein of 539 amino acids.
GCGGCGGCGGCGGGCUCAGUUGGAGGAUGGCCGCGGCCGCGGCGGGUGGAGCCACGGGCCCGGCCCCCGGCCCCACCAAGGCCCCGCCGCCCUCCGGUCCAUGCUCCGGGCCGGCCGUCAGGGCCCCGCCGCAGGCGCUGCGGAGGCGCGGAGACUCGCGGCGCCGCCAGGCCGCGCUCUUCUUUCUCAAUAACAUCUCCCUGGACGGACGGCCCCCCAGCCUGGGCCUGGGCGGCGAGAAGCCCCCCGCGCCGCCGCCGCCGCCCGCCGAGGCCCGUGAGCUGCCGCCGCCGCCGCCGCCGGGGCCCCCGGGGCCCGAACCCGCGCCCCCGGCCGGCCUGCCCGGGCUGCCCGCUGGCCGGGCCUCGGCGCCCCAGGGUCUGCUCAGUCCCGCGCCCGCGCCCGCCAGCCUGGGGCUGGGGCUGGGACUGGGGCUGGAAGGGCAGCGCCAGAGAAGGCGUGUCACCUCCCAGCGCUGCUCCCUGGAGUUUCUGGAAGACACGGUGGGAUGUGCCUCGGUUCAAAGAGCUAAACACAUAUCCGGAUCCCCAAGACACAAGGGCCUGAAGAAGACGCACUUCAUCCGGAACAUGAGGCAGUAUGACACCAGGAGCAGCAGAAUUGUGCUGAUUUGCGCCAAGCGGUCCCUGUGUGCAGCCUUCUCUGUCCUGCCCUAUGGAGAUGGCCUGCGGGUCAGUGACCUGAGGGUGGACAGCCAGAAGCAGAGGCACCCAUCUGGUGGCGUUUCCGUCUCUUCAGAGAUGGUCUUUGAGCUGGAAGGCGUAGAGCUGGGAGCUGAUGGAAAGGUUGUGUCCUAUGCCAAGUUCCUGUACCCUACCAACGCCCUGGUCGCACACAAGACCGACGGCCACAGCCUGCCGCCCCAGCCCCGGCCCAGCGUCCCCCGGGCUCUGCUAGGGCCAAGACACAAACCUGCCCCCACGAAGCCAGCACCAGCCGGCCCAGAGCUAGGGAGCGACGGGGGAGAUGCCCUGGAGUAUGACCCUAACCUCCUGGACGACCCCCAGUGGCCCUGCGGCAAGCACAAGCGGGUCCUCAUCUUUGCGUCCUACAUGACCACGGUGAUAGAGUACGUGAAGCCCUCUGACCUCAAGAAGGACAUGAAUGAGACCUUCCGGGAGAAGCUCCCGCACAUCAAGCUGACGCUGAGCAAGAUCAGGAGUCUGAAGCGGGAGAUGCGGAACCUGUCUGAGGAGUGCGGCCUGGAGCCUGUGACGGUGUCCAUGGCCUACGUGUACUUCGAGAAGCUUGUCCUCCAGGGCAAGCUCACCAAGCAGAACCGCAAGCUGUGCGCCGGCGCCUGCGUGCUUCUCGCCGCCAAGAUCAGCAGCGACCUCCGCAGGGGCGAAGUGAAGCAGCUCAUUGACAAGUUAGAAGAAAGGUUUCGGUUCAACAGACGGGACCUCAUCGGGUUCGAGUUCACGGUGCUCGUGGCCUUGGAGCUUGCGCUCUACCUUCCUGAGAACCAGAUGGGGAAACUCAGCACUGUGGAGUGCAUGCCCCCAGCCUGCCCCUUGGCUCCCUCCCAGCCCAGCCAGACCCCUGGGUUGCCACCGCAGCACCCCCACGGGCCGUCCACAGGCAGGGCACUGGCACCAGGUUCAGCUGAGUCAACUCCGGGUUGAUUCUCUUCGUUCUUGGACCUCUGUACCGCGUAUCGUGUCACUGUGAAAUCCUGAUGCCGCCAUGCACACCAACAGGCUCCUCAGCAGGGCACCAGCCUGCCCAAGAGGCCUGUCCUUCACCCCUCCCACAGGAAAGCCGCCUUCCUGCAACACUGGACUGUAGGCAUGACUGGAUUGCUUGCUCUUGAUCUCUAUAAGCAAUACUUGGAGAAAAACAGCAUAUUGUCAUUUGGGA